AUGAGAAAUGAAAGGUUUAUACAAGUUAAGAAAAUAGGUUCAGGAACAUAUGCAACUGUCUAUGAAGCAUAUGAUAGAGAACUCUGUAAGUCUGUAGCUAUAAAAAGAAGUUUUAUAAAAAAGAAUGAGGGUAUUCCAUCUACUACGAUGAGAGAAAUAGCCAUUUUGAAGCUUUUAAAUCACGAGAAUAUUAUUUCACUACUAAAUGUGAUUAUUAAUCAUGAAUCAGUAAUAAUUGUAUUAGAAUAUGUUCAUUAUGAUCUGGUAGACUGUCUAACUAACAAGACACUACAAUUUGAUAAAUACAGUUUAAUAUUACAACUAAUUAGAGGAGUUAAUUACAUGCAUUCCAAUAGAAUAAUUCAUAGAGAUCUAAAACCUUCUAAUAUUUUAAUUUCCAAAACAGGAAAAUUAAAAAUUACAGACUUUGGACUAUCUAGAUAUAUAGGAGUAUUUGAUCAUGAAUAUUCCCCAGAGGUAAUUACUCUCUGGUAUAGACCACCCGAAUUACUUAUGAACACUACACAGUACUCAUAUGAAGUAGAUGUAUGGAGUAUUGGAUGUAUACUUUAUGAAAUAAUAACCGAACAUCCCUUAUUACCAGGACAAUCUAAAGAAGAACAGUUACUUCUCUGUUCAAAUAUAAAUUUUGAUAAAAUUAACACAAUACUAAUAAACCAUAACACACCCUCAAGUAUAAUACAAAUAAUAUUUAAGUCUCUUGAUUAUCAACCUCAUAAGAGAAUAGUGACUGAAGAAAUGUUACGUUUAUUAGAAUUUUAA
Molecule: messenger RNA, 783 nt
Organism: Hepatospora eriocheir
Lineage: Eukaryota; Fungi; Microsporidia; Hepatosporidae
Source: the annotation of a GenBank genome assembly